This is a messenger RNA of Microthlaspi erraticum, 1872 nucleotides long. NCBI's taxonomy places the organism in Eukaryota, Viridiplantae, Streptophyta, Magnoliopsida, Brassicales, Brassicaceae. The record is from the annotation of a GenBank genome assembly.
AUGGCGAAAUGUCGAUUUUUUACUUCAAAGAUCGCGUCUUUAGCUAAAUCAGGUCACAUAGCAAGCGCCCGUAAGGUGUUCGACCAAAUGCCUGACCGAGAUACAGUGGCGUGGAACACAAUGUUGACGAGCUAUUCCCAUUCGGGUCUACACCACGAAGCCACAUCGAUUUUCACCCAGUUGAGAUUCUCCGACUCCAAGCCCGAUGAUUACUCGUUCACAGCAAUCUUGAGCGCUUGUGCGAGCCUACGCGACGUUAGAUUCGGAAGACAGAUUCAGUCUCUAAUUACCCGGUCAGGGCACGGAGCUUCGUUUCCGGUUAACAACUCGCUUAUCGACAUGUACGGUAAGUGCUCUGAUACUCUUAGCGCAAACAGAGUGUUUCGAGAAAUGUGCAGUGAUGGUAGAAAUGAAGUAACUUGGUGCUCGCUUUUGUUUGCGUUCGUGAAUGCUCAACAGUUCGAAGCCGCGCUCCAUGUGUUCGACGAAAUGCCGCAAAGGGUCGCGUUUGCUUGGAACACAAUGAUCUCUGGUCAUGCCCAGUGUGGAAAGAUCGAAUCUUGUUUAAACUUGUUCAAAGAGAUGAUGGAGAGUGAGUUCGAGCCGGACUGUUAUACGUUUAGCUCUCUGAUGAAUGCCUCUGCUGAUUCUUCGAAUGUGGUUUAUGGAAGGAUGGUGCAUGCUGUGAUGGUGAAGAACGGGUGGGAAUCUGCGGCGGAGACGAAGAAUUCUGUGUUGAGUUUCUACGCGAGAGUAGGAUGCAGAGAUGAUGCCAUGAGAGAGCUUGAGUCGAUUGAAGUUGUGACUCAGGUGUCAUGGAACUCUGUUAUUGACGCGUGUAUGAAGAUAGGAGAAACAGAGAAAGCUCUUGAGGUGUUUCGUCUAGCUCCUGAGAAGAAUAUUGCUACUUGGACUAGUAUGAUUGCAGGAUAUGGUAGGAAUGGAGAUGGAGAGCAAGCACUGAGAUUUUUCGUUGAAAUGAUGGAAUCUGGUGUGGAUUCUGAUCAUUUUGCAUAUGGUUCUGUUCUUCACGUUUGUUCAAGUUUAGCCAUUUUAGGUCACGGCAAGAUGAUCCAUGGUUGUUUGAUCCAUCGUGGCUUUCAAGGUUAUGCGUAUGUUGGUAACGCCUUGGUUAACUUGUACGCCAAGUGUGGAGAUAUCAACGAGUCAAGCCGUGCGUUUUGUGAUAUAGCUAACAAGGAUUUGGUAUCUUGGAACACGAUGCUUUUCGCGUUUGGCGUUCAUGGGUUAGCAGAUCAAGCUCUGAAGUUGUAUGAAGACAUGACAGCGUCAGGGACGAAACCGGAUAAUGUGACGUUUAUUGGAUUGUUGACAACUUGCAGCCAUUCAGGGUUUGUAAAGGAAGGUUGCGCGAUUUUCGAGUCCAUGGUUAAAGAUUAUGGGAUUCCAUUGGAAGUAGAUCAUGUAACAUGUAUGAUAGAUUUGUUUGGGAGAAGUGGGCAUUUAGCAGAAGCAAAGGACUUGGCUACAACUUAUAGUUCACUUGUCACUGACGCUAGUGAUGGUAAUAGUUCAUGGGAAGCUCUGUUGGGAGCUUGUUCUACACAUAGGCACACAGAAUUAGGUAGAGAAGUUGGGAAAGUUCUGAAAGGAGUAGAAGCAAGUGAAGAGAUGAGUUUUGUUCUGUUAUCGAACUUGUAUUGCUCGAGUGGUCGGUGGAAGGAAGCAGAGGAUGUGAGGAGAGAAAUGGUUGAGAGAGGCAUCAAGAAAACACCGGGAUGUAGCUGGAUCGAAGUAGGGAACAAGGUCUCAGCUUUUGUAGUUGGUGACUGUUCACACAAACGCUUUGAGGAGCUUUCGGAAACUUUAAUCUGCCUUCAACAUGAAAUGAGAAACACAGAGAUGUUUUGA